GUCCAGGAGAGGAGGAGAGGGAGGAAGAUGGCGGCGAAGUCGGACGGCAUGUUGGGGGUCGGCUCCGGGUUCGCCCAGCUGCACAACCUGGACGCGGCGGCCGGGGAGGGCGGAGGGGACGGGGAGCCCGGGGAGAGCAGCUCCAUCCACAUCUGCCACUGCUGCAACACGUCCUCCUGCUACUGGGGCUGCCGCUCGGCCUGCCUGCGCUCCCUGCUGCGGGGAGGGGGCGGGGAGGGCACGCCGGGGGGCAACAAGGAGCCCCCGCAGCCGCCCAAGCCCAGGGGGGAGAGGGCCUGGCUGGACUGCCUGUGGAUCGUGCUGGCCCUGAUGGUCUUCUUCUGGGACGUGGGCACCGACCUGUGGCUGGCGGCGGACUACUACUCCCAGCGGGACUACCUGUGCUUCUCGCUCACCCUGUUCCUCGUGCUGGUGCCCUCCGUGCUGGUGCAGAUCCUCAGCUUCAGGUGGUUCGCGCAGGAUUACUCCGGGGGCGGGCUGGGGGCGGUGGAGGGGCUGAGCAGCCGGGGCCCCCCCAUGAUGGGCAACACUCACCACCACCACUACUACCACCGCCAGCACUACACCACCACCACCACCCCCAGCAACCUCUGCAGGCUCUCUGUCUGGAUCUGGCAGACGGUCAUCCAUGUCCUGCAGAUGGGGCAGGUGUGGAGAUACAUUCGAACCAUGUACUUGGGUAUUCAGAGCCAGAGGCAGAAGGAACACCAACGUCGUUUUUAUUGGGCUAUGAUGUACGAAUAUGCAGAUGUUAACAUGCUGCGCCUCUUGGAGACCUUCCUGGAGAGCGCCCCCCAACUGGUGCUACAACUCUGCAUUAUGAUACAAAAGAACCGAGCAGACACACUUCCAUGUGUUUCCUCUGUGGCCUCUCUGAUGUCCCUAGCUUGGGUGCUAGCCUCCUAUCACAAGCUAUUACGGGACUCUCGGGAUGACAAGAAGAGCAUGAGCUACAGAGGAGCCCUCAUCCAUCUCUUCUGGCGUCUCUUCACCAUAUCCUCCCGAGUUAUCUCUUUCGCCCUCUUUGCUUCAAUCUUCCAGCUCUACUUUGGGAUCUUUGUAGUGGUCCACUGGUGCGUCAUGGCCUUCUGGAUCAUUCAUGGCGGGACAGACUUCUGUAUGUCUAAAUGGGAGGAGGUGCUCUUCAACAUGGUGGUAGGAAUUGUGUACAUUUUUUGCUGGUUUAAUGUCAAGGAAGGCCGGACUCGAUAUAGAAUGUUUGCUUAUUACACUGUUAUUCUGACAGAGAAUGCUGCCUUGACGAUCCUAUGGUAUUUUUACAGAGAUCCUAACACAACUGACUCAUUUGCCGUGCCAGCACUGUGUUGUGUUUUUCUUAGCUUCGCUGCCGGGAUUGCAUUCAUGUUCCUGUAUUAUGGCGUGCUGCAUCCCAUGGGGCCACGAGCUAAGAUGUUUGCCAGCUCCUGUUGCGCCGAGCUGCUCUGGGGCAUUCCUUUGCCCCCUGAUGUUGAGCCCAUGGCACCCCAAACCCCUGGGCACAGGGGGACACAGGCAACGCCCACCAGAGCUGUGGCGGAGCAACAGGACGAUCUAGCAGCUGACACAUGCUUGCCCGUUUUCCAGGUGAGACCAACGGUGCCAUCCACUCCAUCCGGACGUUCUUAUUACCCAGAAGGGCCCCUCAUUAAGAUCGACAUGCCAAGAAAAAGAUACCCAGCAUGGGAUGCUCAUUUUGUAGACAGAAGGUUGAGGAGGACUAUCAACAUUCUUCAGUACGUCACCCCCACAGCUGUAGGUAUAAGAUAUAGAGAUGGUCCUCUUUUGUAUGAGCUCCUCCAGUAUGAGUCUUCUCUCUAAUGCUCCAAGGCCAGAGGAACCUUAUUUUUGUUUACGAGAAUCAAAGCUCACUAAGAAGUAACACAACGAGAAA
Messenger RNA from Pseudophryne corroboree (corroboree frog), 1912 nucleotides. It is a transcript of the gene XKR6, whose product is annotated as XK related 6. Lineage: Eukaryota; Metazoa; Chordata; Amphibia; Anura; Myobatrachidae. Gene Ontology annotation, cellular component: plasma membrane. The record is from RefSeq and is a predicted model, not a curated record. Gene Ontology annotation, biological process: phosphatidylserine exposure on apoptotic cell surface; apoptotic process involved in development; engulfment of apoptotic cell.